Messenger RNA from Clupea harengus (Atlantic herring), 519 nucleotides. Its product is annotated as zymogen granule membrane protein 16-like. The coding region runs from base 1 to 519 and encodes 172 amino acids. The transcript has 3 exons. The record is from RefSeq and is a predicted model, not a curated record. NCBI's taxonomy places the organism in Eukaryota, Metazoa, Chordata, Actinopteri, Clupeiformes, Clupeidae.
AUGUAUGUUCUUAUUGAAUGCUGUUAUGGAGAUCAGCCGGAUCGGUACUCUUUCUCGGUCCCCGUGGGCAGCGCCACCGGAACCCGGUUUGCCACCUCUGGAACGGGUCGCAUCACCGCAGUCAGAAUGUGGGAGCGGAACAACAACAUUGUCACUGGAUUUCAGCUGAAGUAUGGCUUCGCCUGGACUCCUAUGGUCGGAAACAUCGGCACCAACCGUGUGAGCAUUUCCCUCUUCGAGGGCGAGGCCAUCGUCCAGGUGUCGGGAAAGUACAACCCCAGCAACUUCAUCUACCAGCUGUUCUUCGUAACCAGCAGGGGGCGUUUCCUGGCAGCAGGCCAACCAACCGGCCUGUCCUUCAACCACUACCCCACCAACGCUGAGAGCGAGCUGAGGAUCCUCAGCGGCCGUGCCAACAACGUGGGCAUCACCUCCCUGGGAGCGCACUGGGGCGAUGUGGAUUCCAUUGGGUAUGAAAUGCACAUGGCAGGCAACACCACAAGCAUGGCUCUGAACUAA